AUGGGGAACCGUUGCGGUGGUUCAGUUGACGGCGCGUGUGGAACUGGCAAAAUGGCGAUUUCAAUCGAACAAUUAUCAGCUGAAGUGACUACUACGAGAUAUAAAUACACUGACUCCAGUAAAUACAAAGACUAUAAAGGGAAAUUUAAGAGUACCAACAGAGAGAUCGCUGGUUCGACCGAUGGAGCAGAUUUAGAUGAGUUCAGCUUGGACGAUGCCGGCUACGACACCAUUGCCAACAAUGCCAUGCGAGUGCAGAAAAGACUGCACAACGAACAAAACGUGUUUAUCAUCCAACCAUACAUAAAGUGGGGACCGAAAAAGUCUUCCAGCAAAUCAGAACAUCAACUUGCGGAGGCGGAAGCGUUGGUUCGUUCGAUACCCAAAUGGACAGUAGAGUACACCCUGAAAGUUCCGCUGGAAUCGCUAGAUAAAAAGCAUCUUUUUGGCGUUGGGAAACUGGAAGAAAUUAAAAUGUGUUUGCAAAACCUGCAAACUUCUGGAACGUUAAUCACUUGUGUAUUUGUCAGUAAGGGCACUUUGUAUCUGGUGCAAAAGCAAAUACUAGAAGAACAUUUUAAACUUCCCGUAAUGGACCGUUAUUCUGUAGUAAUACAGAUUCUGCGCUUGCAUGCCAUAAGCACUGAAGCUAAACUGCAGGUUGCAAUGGCCGAAAUUCCAUACAUUUGGAAUCAGAUGAAGGAUCAAGACUCUAUCAGUACUAAAAGUCGUAUUUAUCUUACCGAAUCACAAAUGCACAUGCUUAGCAUCCGCGAAAGAAAGCUGAAAAAUGAACUGGCAUCUAUUCGGUCGCAUCGCGAUUUGCUCCGCAAUAGACGCAAACAGAACGCCUAUCCAAUUGUUGCUGUCGUGGGCUACACCAAUGCCGGUAAAAUCUCUCUGAUUAAAGCCUUCACCGAGGAAAAAUCUCUCGAACCGCGGAAUCAGCUAUUUGCCACGUUGGGUGUAACGGCUCAUGCUGGCUGGCUUCCAUGCAAGCUGGAAGUACUCUUUAUGGACACCGUCGGUUUUAUGGCGGAUAUCCCGACGGGACUGAUCUUGCAAGAAAUUGAGCGGCAAAUUCUGGUCGUUACCGGUCGCCAAAAGCUUAUUAUACGCGUUCCUAUGGGCGGCCAAGAGGUGGCUUGGCUAUACAAGAAUGCAGCUGUAACGGAAACGGCUGCGGAUCCUCGGGAUAGUCAGCGGCUGCUGGUCGGAGCGGUGAUUACCGAAGCCAAACUACAACAGUUUCGGCAUCUGUUUGUUUAG
Molecule: messenger RNA, 1269 nt
Organism: Sabethes cyaneus
Lineage: Eukaryota; Metazoa; Arthropoda; Insecta; Diptera; Culicidae
Product: putative GTP-binding protein 6
Exons: 3
Coding region: 1-1269 (422 amino acids)
Cellular component (GO): cytoplasm
Molecular function (GO): GTP binding; ribosome binding
Source: RefSeq, a predicted model, not a curated record